AAAUUAGUAUCAAGAAACAUUUGGAAAGCAUGUAAAAUAGAUUGGUGGAAAGUAUUCAACACCGGAUGUAGGCUUUCUCAAGAAACGAAGUGGGUCUAAUUUUGGGAAUGACCGUUCGGAUUUUAGGCCUUAGUAUAAAAUAUUUUCCGUUGCUGCGAGGAAUCUCAAUCCAUCCAUAUCUUCAAAGCCCUAAAGCUGGCUAUAGGUCUUUCUGUGACGGCAAAGAAACUCGAAGAAUGGAGUUACCUGAGGGAAUAAUUAUGGGUUUUGGCAAUCCCCUGCUAGACAUCACCUGCAACGUCGAGGACAAUGUGCUCCUGGAGAAGUACGGCCUGGAACCAAAUGCUGCGAUCAUUGCCGAUGAAAAGCAUGACGCACUGUUUGACGAGCUGAUGAACAUGGAGAACGUCACCUAUUCGGCAGGUGGAGCCUGUCAGAAUUCGAUGCGCGUCUUCCAGUGGAUCGUGCAGACUCCAUUUCGAGCCGUUUUUACCGGCGCCGUUGGCAAGGACAAACUGGGUGACCGCAUCGAAAAGAGAGCCACAGCCAAUGGCCUGCUAACACUUUACCAAGUAAAGGAAGAACUGCCAACAGGCUCGUGUGCGGUGAUUAUCAAUGGACCAAACCGCUCUUUGGUGGCUAACUUGGGAGCUGCCUCGCUCUACUCCGAGGACUGGCUUGAUGACGAGGAGAACGCCUGCGCCCUGGAACGUGCUGCUUACUUCUAUAUCACUGGCUUCUUUCUUGCUGUCUGCUCCCCGGUCGUGGAACGAGUGGCGAUAAUGUGCUCCGAAUCCAACAGAAUAAUGAUCCUUAACUUCAGUGCCGUGUUCGUGCUGCAGAUGCAGAAGGAUGCACUGGCCAAUAUCCUUCAGUACGUUGACAUCAUUAUCUGCAAUAAGGAGGAGGCCAUUGCUUUCAGCGAAACCACAGACUGGAAAACGAAGGACGUCUUUGCAAUUGGCUCGCAGCUACAGAAGAUGCCCAAAGCCAAUGUCCGCCCUCGCAUUGUUAUGAUCACAGAUUCCGCGUGCCCGGUUCUUGUUUUCCAGGAUAACGACCGCAUUCUGGAGUAUCCCGUUCCGCCCGUAAAGCGUGGCGAGGUUUUUGACACCAACGGUUGUGGGGACGCCUUUGUAGGCGGAUUUCUGGCCAUGUACGUCCAAAGGAUGCCCUUGGAUUACUGCAUCCGCACGGGAAUAUUCGCAUCACAGCAAAUCCUAAAUGUGGUCGGGGUCCAAAUCGAAAAACUGCCUAAGUUUAGCGAAGCAUGCAUCUAAGACGAAUUGGCGCUGAUCAUAGUGCUACCAAAAUUAUGAAGUGUGAAAUUCCAUCAAAAAACAUUUAGAGUUUAAAUAUUGAAUCUUUAAACAUUCUCCUCUCGUCCACCAAACACAAAUGUGUUAAGCCAAAUAAAUUCUUAACUUGA
Messenger RNA from Drosophila eugracilis, 1429 nucleotides. It is a transcript of the gene Adk1, whose product is annotated as adenosine kinase 2. Gene Ontology annotation, biological process: purine ribonucleoside salvage. Gene Ontology annotation, cellular component: nucleus; cytosol. Gene Ontology annotation, molecular function: adenosine kinase activity. The transcript has 2 exons. Bases 108 to 1280 code for a protein of 390 amino acids. The record is from RefSeq and is a predicted model, not a curated record. NCBI's taxonomy places the organism in Eukaryota, Metazoa, Arthropoda, Insecta, Diptera, Drosophilidae.